GUCUGCGGAAGAGAUAGAGCGUCUCGUCUCCAAAGGGUGGGGUGCUCCUCGCGCGCUCCCUUAGCAUGGGUUCGAGCUGCGGCCGUGUCUGCUGGAAGUGGGGGUCUCCCCUCCGCCGCCUCACGGGUUUCAGCAGGCUGCUUUCUACAGCUGCUCUCGCUCCUCAGAUAUGUGUUGUGGGGAGUGGACCUGCUGGGUUUUACACCGCCCAGCACCUCUUGAAGCACCACAGGCUGGCCCGGGUGGAUAUUUAUGAAAAGCUACCAGUUCCCUUCGGCCUUGUUCGUUUUGGAGUGGCACCAGACCACCCUGAAGUCAAAAACGUAAUCAACACGUUUACUCAGACAGCGCAUUCCGAUCGCUGUGCCUAUUAUGGGAAUGUCACUAUCGGGAAGGACGUGAUGGUGAAGGAGCUGCAGCGGGCUUAUCAUGCGGUGGUUCUGAGCUAUGGUGCUGAGGAUAACCGAAUCCUUGGAAUCCCAGGGGAGAACCUUUCGGGGGUUUAUUCAGCAAGAGCAUUUGUGGGCUGGUACAAUGGACUGCCUGAGAACAAAGAUCUGAAGCCCGACCUAAGCAGCAAGACAGCCGUGGUCCUGGGGCAGGGGAAUGUAGCUCUGGAUGUUGCCCGAGUUCUGCUGUCUCCACUCGAUAUACUCAGGAAGACUGAUAUCACUGAAGGCUCCUUGGCAGCCAUAGCCUGCAGUAAGGUCAAGCGUGUGUGGCUUGUUGGGAGGAGGGGGCCCCUCCAGGUAGCUUUCACUAUAAAGGAGUUGCGGGAGAUGAUAAACCUGCCCGGUACCAGACCUCUCCUGGACCCUGCUGACUUUACAGGCCUUGGUGAUAUUAUUAAAGAUGUUCCCAGACCCAGGAAGCGUCUGACUGAGCUGAUGAUCAAAUCAGCCCUGGAGAAACCUGGUGAGAAAGAGGCUGCUCUUUGGGCAUCAGCAACCAAAGAGUGGGGCUUGAAAUUCCGGCGCAGCCCGCUGGAGGUACUGCCCGCUACUGACGGAAAGCAAGCAAGAGGCAUCCGAAUGGCCGUCACCAGGCUGGAGGGUUCAGGCGAGUCUGCCAGAGCUGUCCCCACUGGAGAAGUGGAGGAGCUUGAAUGUGGGCUGAUCCUCAGCAGCAUUGGCUACAGGAGCCUCCCACUUGACUCUUCGAUACCGUUUGAUCCCAAACUGGGGAUCAUCCCCAACAGCCUGGGCAGGGUUCAGGGGGCACCAGGUCUGUACUGCAGCGGCUGGGUGAAGAGGGGACCCACAGGGGUGAUUAUCACCACCAUGAAUGAUAGCUUUGACACAGCCCAGUCUGUGCUAGAAGAUCUCCAGACGGGGGUGCUGAACCUUUCAAACUCCAAGGAAGGCUUCAAGUCUGUGAGGAGAAUCCUGCACAGUCGAGGGGUCCAUCCAGUUACCUUCUCAGACUGGGAGAAGAUAGAUGCUGCUGAAGUGGCAAGAGGCAAGCUGGCUGGCAAACCUCGGGAGAAGAUAGUGGAUCCUCGGGAGAUGCUGCAGUUGAUAAGUCGCUGAAGAUGCCUAUGCACAGCCCUCUGGGUCUGAGAAAAUGACAGAUCCACAAUGUAUCCCUUGCAUCUCCUCAGCAAAUCCCAUUCGCUGCUGGCCAUGCCUGCCAUGGAGGAUUGGCACAGUCAGAACUGAUUGCUGUUCUUGGAUGCAUGGGAGAAGGUGGGUGGCUCCAGGGACCGGUGGAGCUGUGCGGCAGUGAGCUGGAACUGACUCUGGCUUCCUAAAGCAGACAUGAGUUUACACAAGGCCAUGUGCUAUUGACUGACUCCAGGUCUUUACAGCCUGCAGUCUUGUCUCCAGCCACCUUCCCUCCUUGGGUCAGCCCUAUAGAGGGUCACUGCAGUGAUCUGGGAGCUCGCUGUAGUUUGAGUCACUUGGGCGUUAACUGCUUAGUUGGACCAAGUACCUCUUAGAGUGAGAGGCCCUGGCUCGCUGCUCUCCUCUGAUCAUUUACUGUACCUUUAAAGCCAGUGAGAGAAAAUGAGUGACCGUCACCUUUCCAUUCACACCAAAAGCCUGAAGCCAAAUGGCUUUAUUUCCUUGUAACCUGUGUCAGAGUCUGAGCAAGUUAUUUUCUCUCUUUAAAUCACCUAUAAAUAAGCCCUUUCAGGAAGAGGAAGGUGAAGUUGGAGCGACAGUUUGAGUCCAACCUCUUAAUCUCUGUCUGCAUUAUGCUUAGGGCUGGCUGGCCAGCCUAGGCCUGCAGCUAGCCUAAGAGCUGUGCAAAUGCAGGGCCGUUCUUCUCAUCCGCUGAGUGAGUGUUGCUUUCUGUCUGUCUGCAAACUUUACUAGGCAGAUUGUGUCUGUAAAUCCUGGAGAGUCCUCAUCUGCUCAACAGCACUUAAUGAUGAAAACCUAGACUGGGCUUGGGUUAUUUUAUUUUUUUAGCUGGGGGGGUGGGAAAUUAGUAAAUAUAUAAUUAACUUGUUCCAGAAUAUCCAGAAUCAUCUGUGCAUUAGUAUUUCAGAGGUGCAGCCUGCCCUGAUUGUGACUAGCACCAAUCUCUUGGCCUUUCUGCUUUUUUAUGUAGUCUGUGUGUUUUGAAGAUUAUUAAACAGUCCCCUUUUCCUCUUUGACCAAAUCGAUCAUGUUUUAAAUGAUUCCAGGUUUUGCUGCUAGACCGAGAGCCCCAAUAUCCUCUGUUUAGCUGUAGAAGAAGUAUAGCAUCAUCCAGACUUCCUUACUGCUCUGCUAAUGUGCUUUCUCUUUGACCUGUAGGGGCUACCUGAAUGGCUGGACUGCAUUUAUGUCACAUGUAAACUGUUCAGAUCUGUUUCUUAUGACAGCAUCUGCAGAUCCCCCUUGUAAAUGUGACUGUUGUAGACCAGGUCUCCGGGUAUUAGGGGAAUUAAAUCUCUGUCCUCAUGCAACCCUUGGUGUCUCUGCUAAAAUGUAUCAGUUGUUUUGCUGUUUUGUUGCAAUGUGGACACCUGUCUGCUGGGAGGUUCCAGAUUGUAUUUCAUGCUCAGCAUUUAGUCCAAUUUUAGACAAGACAGAUCUGGGCCUCAUCUCUUUUUAAAUCUCAUUUGCAAACUCAUUAAGAAACUCAGGAAAGUGAUGACUGCUGGAAACAUCUAUACAAAUUAGCAGUAAAGCUUGUUGAACAGCUGUUUGUGCGACGUGACUCCUGUUAUGUCGUAAGGAUGAUGCAUUUCUAAUGUUAAACUCUGAGCUGGAGAUUACGUGAAUUCUGGAUUUGGAAAGGUGAUUAAGCUUUUUUUUUUUUUGGCGAGGCUGUUGACUGCAAAGUAAUGAAAUUGCUCUCUGUCCUGCUUUGGUGCUGGGCAUACAGGAACAUAACAAUAGAGGAAACAAUUGAAAUGCAUUGUGAGUGAGGUAUUUGCCUGCGACAUGAUGUGAUGGGCCAGACCUUGUUUGUCUGUAGUGGCCGGUGGUAAAUGCUUUUUGCUCAUGUCAACAGAGUUCACCGUGAAUGUUAAUCCCAAAGCAUUGUGCUGGCUGUUUACACGGUACGGGGAGCGCACACUUGGCUGUAAGAUGGGUUGCAGUUGUCAGUUCUAUACAAGCAGGGCUCCAUGCCAGUUUUUAGGAAGGGAAAAAUAACUGAGGGGGAUUGAAUGCUGUUACUUAGAUAGGAAUUUGGCCCAGGCCUGAGGCUAAUGCCCUCCGGGAAGUGCCAUAGGACCAUUAAGGAUGCACAAGAGGUCAAGAUCCAGGUUUUAAUAUCUCAGGCAGAUGAAGGACUUUCAUUGACAAUUAUGUCAAUUCCUCUCAUGUUCGCUGUUCCUUUGAACUGCCUGUUCCAUAGCUGGCUGCAUGUCAUCUGUCCCUGACCGAGUUAAUUCAUCUCAGAAUUUAGAGCUGGUUCCUUUCCCCUUGUCUUCACUCUGCUCUUUCAUCUCUGUCUUCAGGGACCAGGGCAAUUAAAUCUCUGGUAAACUUCAUUUCCCAAUUACAUUCUGUCCAUUAGGUGGCGCUGUGAUGCCAUUACUGUAACUCCUAAGAAGUACAGCAAGGGCAGUAGAGGCUUCCUAGGGCCUGGUCUACACUACACUGUUAAACCAAUUUUAACAGCGUUAAAUCGAUUUAACGCUGCACCCGUCCACACCACACUGCUCUUUAUAUUGAUUUAAAGGGCUCUUUAAAUUGAUUUCUGUACUCCUACAAAACGAGAGGAGUAAUGCUAAAAUCGAUAUUACUAUAUCGGAUUAGUGUUAGUGUGGACGCAAAUCGAAGUUAUUGGCCUCAUUAUUUUACAGUAGCUACCCACAGUGCACCGCUCCAGAAAUCGACGCUAGCCUUGGACCAUGGACGCACACCACCGAAUUAAUGUGCCUAGUGUGGACGCGCACAAUCGACUUUAUAAUAUCUGUUUUAUAAAAUCGGUUUAAGCUAAUUUGAAUUUAUCCUGUAGUGUAGACGUAGCCUAGGGCUGAGUGACAACCUACAUUUGAUGAAUGGUGAUGCCUGGCCUGAAAGAGCAAGUGGCUCAUUAGCCACCUUUGUCUCGACUUUGUCUGCCGUGAGACUCAGCUUUUCCUGUGUGCGAGGUGGCUGCCUCCCUCUGUCUGAAAUGAUGCCCUGUCCGCGUCUGCUUUCGUCUCCCGCUUUCUUGGUGCUUUUCAGCUGUUCAGAGUUCAGUGCUGCACUUCAAAGGGAGCUCACCUGCAGUGAGGUGCAGUGGCCUGGUUUCUUACUCCUCCCUUUCCACCUCCCACACAACAGUAGCCAUCUCGGACUCAGUUAAUUCCCAUGCUUUAAAAAUCCCUUCAAGAUACCAUUAAAGUAGGGAGUAUUAAUCAAUUUAAAAAUACCAUUAUUAGACCAUUGGGAUCAUAAACCUUUGAAAGCCUGGACAUUUGAGGGUAAGGAUCCACAACCAACCUUAGCUCUCCCCAGAUAUCUCUGCCCUGUCCAUUCUCCCCUUACAGCUGGGUCCCUGAGUCAAUCACGUGUGAAGGGGAAGGAUGGUUCAGUGGUUAGGGCACUGGCCUAGGAGGUGGGAGACCUGCGUUCGUAUCACUGCUGUGCCACAGACUUAUUGUGUGACCUUGGGCAAGUCACUUGAUGUCUCUGUGCCUCCGUUCCCCAUCUGUACAAUGGGGAUAAUACCACUGCCCUGCCUCACAUGGGUGUUGAGGAUAAAUACAUUAAGAUUGUGAGGUGUUUUGAGAUUGGAUGAAAAGCCCUAAAUGAGGUUAUUUUUAUUUUAGCUAUUCAGGUAAGUGUCAGUAAUACAGGAGGGUGGGGUGAUGCAGAUGGGGCUCCGCAUUCAUAGUGGAAUGGUGGCUGCAAGCCAGUUUUCCGCAAUGUGUAUGUGGAAGGGUUGGAGACAAGCUAGAGGUGUUUUUCACUCGCUGUUGAUGGAGGAAUGAAUGUAAGACUCGCCCACCUCCUCCCUCUGCUCUAACCAGGGUGGAGCUCUGUAGCAGCGUUCCCUUUGUGGGCUGGUGCCGUGGGGAACUGGUUUUAUUGGGGCUGAACAGAAUUAACCUUGCAGACACUUGCCGCUCCAAGUAGCAAGUGCCAUGGAGAAGGCUUGGGCUACACCUCAGGGAAGAGGCUACAUGAUGAAAGCUUUAGAAAACCUGUCCCGUGAGGAAAGGUUAAAAAUUAGGCAUGUUUAGUUUUGAGAAAAGACUGGGUGGGGGGAGACCACCUGAUAAGUCAUUGAAUAUAUUAAGGGCUGUUAUAAAGAGGACUGGGAUCAAUUGUUCUCCGUGUCCACUAAGGGUAGGACAAGAAGUAAUGGGUUUAAUCUGCAGCAAUACAGGGUUUAAACUCUGGAAUAGACAUCAAGAGAGGUCGUGGAAUCCCCAUCGCUGGAGGUUAAGAACAUGUUGGACAAACACCUGUCUGGGAUGGUCUAGGUUCACUUGGUCCUGCCUCAGCACAAGAGGCUGGACUAGAUGAUCUCUCUGGGUCCCUUCCAGACCUACAGUUCCGUUCUAGGAUUCAGAUACCUCCCACCCUUGCUGCAAUGCUGUUCCCAAAUGUGCAUGACAUGAGCAGUAGGAAAUCCUGCUGCUAUGUUUGAAAUGUUUGCCCAGCAGGUGGCGAUGGUGAACAUUGCUGGAGAGUUGCCCCCUGCUUCUUCCUCUCCCAAAAAUGGCAUUGAGGAUAGCAAGAGAAUCUACUGAUACUAAACAUUUAGUUUCCUUUGUCACAGUUAUGUGUAAUGGAUAAGAAGCCAGGCAGUGCAAAGCUGAGCAUGACGCACCUGCUUUUCACCUCCUGCUUCUGAAGGGGGAGAGAACUGAAGAGCUGGAAGUAAAGACAGUACUGGCCUUUCGGUUAAUUUCCCUGCACUGAUGAUUUGUGUCACAGCUUACCCUCAGUGAAACAGUAUAAAACAGCUGAGGCCAAUAAAAGAUUAGAAUGUAGGGAGGAAUGUCCUUUAUUUUAAGAGCCCAUCUAGACUACACAGCCCAGGUCCUUUCACCCAGUUACACCACAUCCAUUGUUACGUAGGCCAAACGGUGGCCCUGCGCUGGAAACUGGCUAAUGCUCUGGACAUGUCUGAGUGUUCAGUCAGAUUACACAGCCCAGUUACAACAGUGAAAAGUCCCUUCCUGCAAGAUGCUGUGCAUUGACUCAGCUGUGUUUUGGGAUGCAGAUAAGAUAAUGCCACUUUUCUAGUAGAGGAGAAAAACAACUGGCUGAAGCAGGUCAGGAUAGCUGGCUGCUAUUUCUCGGUGUUCCGGAGCAAGUCAUAUACCUCUCUGUGCCUCAGUUUCCUCAUCUGUGAAAUGGGGAAGCUGCUACAUUUCCUCUGCCAUUUGGCAUCAUCUAGAAGGGGACUGCGUUCUCGAGCUGUUCUUGCUUUCAGCCUCAGGAGGGAUGCGCAGCUCUGAUAUCCUCCCCCGGAAGACACGCUGUCACCACGCCUAGUGCCCAGGAAGUGACUCCACGUCCCAUGGAGGCUGGUCUUUCCUUUGUCAUGGGGUUGCUUGGCAAAUUGAUAAAGAUGCAGCAUAUGAGAAAAAUUCAAGCAGGUUCCCAGAUGCUCCUGCCCCCGUUGGCCCUGGUGGCAUGCCUGCCAUUCCAGGGUCGUGCUUUUCCACGGUGGGGCAUGGAACUGUCAGCUGGCACUUAAGUCUGUCGCUUUCUUAGCACUGUGUUUAUAAACACAUUUUCUUUCUUAUGAGUGUCAACUGGGCAGCCGCCUGCCUGCUUAACUCGCACAUUAAAUACACAUUUCGAUAAAUAAAGUGGCUUAGCCACCUGAGGGCAAUGCUGCCUUGAAACCUGGUUAUUUAAUAUCCAUUACAGCCGAAGGGAAAGGUUCUGCUUUAUAUUUACAUUCCAGUGGGGAAGAGAAAUGGCAUGAUUUAAGAUCGAGUUAGUGAGACCGGAGAGGCAUUGUUUAAAAAGCUAUUCAUUUAAUGAAAUCAUAAAAAUGGAUUUAGAUGAAUUUCCCCAAUUACUCAGUCAGCCAAGACAACAUCCUGAGGAAAGUUCCCGCGAUGUUAAUGCAUAUGAAUCACCCAGAGUGGCAUCCCUUCUUCGAGUCUGCAUAACUCUGUCUUUUAAUGGCUGUUGGUGCCAUCUGUUCCCAGACCCAGAGCGUGCUGACUCCAGCAGCAAAACUUUCUGUGAGCGUUGGACAGAGCCACAAAACCCUACUGUCCUUUUGGAACCUUUUGGUGUUUUUCUAGCAAAAAUCACUUGCUGUGCAUGGAAUUAUACCCACCUCUCUCAGAAUGCGGGGCGUGGGAUGGCCUGUGGCCAACAUGACGGUUAAAUAGGCUUCCAACCACCUUGCCCUGAACUCUCACAAAAUGGGGCCGUCUGCAGGGCUAAUUAAAUGCAAAAUUCUGUUUCAAGGGUCAAAGCCACUUUUGAGUUUGAACAGUGUGGGGGAAGGUGGUGAGGCAUGAGGGAAUGAGGAAGAUAGGAAGAUUCCACAUUCCCUUUGUAUCUUCCACAUCAGCAGUUGGCUCUCUACCAGAUGCUUGCUGCUUUCCUGUCACUGUUGCACCUAGGUGUAUGGGUCUGCGUCAGGAUGUCCUUUAUACUUAUAGCUGGGGCUUACUUGUUCCAUGGCAGGAUUCUAUACUGUACACCAAGGGUGAAAUCCUGGCCCCGUUAAGGCCAAUGGCAGAACUCCUAGUGACCUCAGUGGGGCCAGGAUUUCACCCCAGGAUGUGGCUAAAGUGGUCAAGGGUAGCUAACCCCAACCAAACCUCAAUCGGUAAGUUAACGUCUUUAGCUUCAAGUUAGCUGAUUGAGGACCACUCUAGAGGGAAGCUUAAGAGCUCUGUGUGUAACGCACCUUAGCCCUAUCGGAUCAGGAGAAACUUCCAUUAGAAAAAUAUCAUUCCUUUGGCUUUCAGUAGAGCUACAACUCUUAGGUGAACCCCCCUAUCAGAUCAAUAUAUAUUUGGUUCUAGACACCUAGUACAGCUGAAUGCCUCAGCAUCUCUGUGCCUGGCCUUGAUGCCCAAAGCCCUCCAUACUCUGCUCUGAUCGCAGUGGAAGUGCUUUGUACACCUUACCAAAUCUCCUUUCUCCUGGAGAAAUCCCAAAUGGAAGAGGAAGGGGGCGCUGUUGACUCUCAGGUACAGGCAGGAGUGCUCCAUAGCUCCAGUUCCCAUAAUUGGCUGUAGGUUUUUUCUUCAUGUGUGUUAAUUACUUUGGCGUAACAGGGCCUCCUGAACAGGUUUCUUAUUGCUAAAAGGGGAAUAGACUAGAGUUAGAUGUAAACCUGCAGCAGCUGCUUUGAGGAGCUAUUUAGUGAUGUGAUGAAAAGCAACAAAGUUGUCCAGGUUGGAGUAGCUUAUUUUUGUUGAGUAACUAGCUAUUUCUUCCCUCCGUGGGAAAUUUCCCUUACUGUGAUGAGAAGGUUUUUAGUUCCCCGGCUUACCUAGUUAUCUUUCAGUGAAUAUAAAUGAAUGCAACGCACUGUGACCAUGGAUCGGAUGGUCCCUAUUCAUUUCACUGGGUCGUUUCUUUUUUUUUAAUUAAUGUAACUGGACACUGCAUUUCCAGCAUAUGUCAUAAGGUGCGUACCAUUCCAGAGCUGAGAGAGAGGGAGGAGUACAGCAGCGUUGUGCUGUAUGUCCAGCUCUAAUGGACCUAGUACUUACCCUUUCAGACUUGUCAGCUGUGCGUUUCUUUUUGUAUUCCUCUAUUUUGCCUCAAUUGUUCUCUCUCCUGGGUUUCUGGCCUACAUUUCCCUUACGUGCUCACCUUCCAUACUCUGCCUGUCUGCUCACCUGCUUCUGCUGAUAACGCCAGCUGGCACUUCCUCCAUGCUAUGCUUAGUGGAGGAUCGCCACAGCUGAGCUGUUUGCUGAUGUCAUGGACAGUCUACUCCAUUUUGGGGCUUGCAGGAGCUAUGAAUGAGGGGCGUUUAUGUAAGCAUUGGCCCUUCCUUAUGUGGCCCGUCCUCCCUUGCUUAAUCCCACACAUUUUUGUGGAUUUGUUGGGAGACUAAGGUGCAAUUCACACUUCCCUCUUUAAGAGCAAUGACUGGAUGUGUGGGAUGAAACCCUCACCCCAUUGACAUCAAUGGCAAAAUUCUUAUUGACUUCAACAGGGCCAGCAUUUCACCCAGCAUGCUUUGCUUGUUGUCACUGUGCCAAGGGUUGGUGUUGGCACUAAUAACUCUGAAGCAUGCGCCUGACCAGUGUAUGUCAGGAGGACAGGAUAAGGGGGGGAAAUCAUUGUGGCGUGUCUGCCAUCCCUGCCAGAGAAGGGGAAGAAUCAAAGGGAAAGGCUGUGACAGGCUGCUCGCUACCUCCUUUAGGACUCAAGCUGGCACUUGGAGGCAUUGAUUAAGGAUUGGCAGUGUGAGGCCAUGCUGUUGAAGGCAGCAGUUCAUGACCAGGAAGAUGAGACUGACGGUAUUUUAAAGGGACACUGCACAGGUUAGUUAGCCCCAGAAUGGGAGGGUUCUGUCUUGCAAGUAUUUUUGCCUACAAAGCCUCAUAUUAACAAACAUUUUCAUAGAUUAAAACCAAACAAAAGGAUUUUUUUUAAAUGACUUCUUGGGUUGCAAAUCCUGCAAAGGCUGGAAGUGGGCGCUAAAUCAAAAUUGACUAUAGAAUCUAGAUUCAUUAGCCGUGCUGAAUGAAUUGCGGAAAACAACCAAACCGCGUAAAUGAUGAAAUGUUAAACUAGACUUUAAACAUUUUAUCUGGUUUAAUUCUUGAGUAUUGUUAGAAACACGGACAAGGGGAACAGCGUUUUGUUUUGGUUUUAAGUAGUGGGCCGGAUUCUCAUCACAGGCCCAGUGAUGUAAAUCCAGACUUUGCUGGAGCUCUUCCAGAUUUACACUGAUUGAAACGGAGAUCAGAAUCUUAGCCCCUGCUUUAGGAUGCAGUCAGGUUAAAAAUCAUUUGCCAAGAUUCCAAUCUCAGUUUCCCUGGUGACAAUAUAGAGCAGCUCUACUAAUGUCAGCCCAGUUACUUGGGAUUUACACUCUGGGCUGGCGAUCUGAACCUCGGCCCACGAUUUUUAACAUGACUGCUUCCUUUCUAAAUGAAUGAAAGCAACAUUGUAUUUGAAUUGCACUCUGACGCACACAGGACUCUGCGCAGGAGGCAUGUCUGAUCGGCGGGAAUGAUUAAGAAAAGUGAAGGGUGCUUUUGUAACCUUUCCAUUUCAAGGUUCCCUGCUUCAGAUGUUUAGAGGAUCUAAUGUAAUUGAACCUCUGGAAACUGUUCUGUUGUUUUCUAGAAGGACUUGUCUGCUGCCUGCACUUGCUUUGUGAAUAACUGCAAAUAUAAAAUAUUACAUUAUAAAGCCAAUCACUGGUUUGAUCUGUCUGAUGUAGCUAAACCCUGGCUGUAACCACUUCCAGAGGGCGGGAUGCUGUGUGUAAAUGCAGCCCUUCUGCGUUAGGUUGUGAGCUAGCAGGACUGGGACAUUACUUGGCUGGCAGGCCUCUGAGAAGACCUGUCAGAUGAUAAAAGUGGGGUCGUGGCACACUGCCCUUGGAGUCAGUAUUGGAUCACUAGCCACCAUGGGGUUAGGGAACAAUGUGCUGCUGAAGACAGUGUGUUUCUGAUGUGAAACAGAAACUUGACUGCUUGCUCUAAUUAGAGCAUCCCAGGGCACUUCUCUGGAAUAGUAACCUAGGUGUUCUGCACAAGUUCUACUGUUGGUAAUUACAUCCUCCCUACCUACGCCUGCCCCUGUAGUUUCAGGCAAAUCAACGUAUCCGUAUGGUCCUAAACUCUCCUGUCCUGUUCAUCAGCAGCUGCUUUGCAUUCCCAAAGUGACUUGUGCGUCAGGGAGUUCUGUUACGCUUUUCAAAUACUGUUGGCGUCUCCUGGAUGAAAGGCACCUAGAAAGGUAAUGUUAAUAUCAAAGCAGGAGCUGUCCUUUUGGUGGAGCAGGAAGCGUGAGGAGUCCAGGCGUGGGUGUUGGUAUCUAGAUACCAUGGUAAUGGAUGCCUUACAAGUGCCUAAGAUAAACAGACAAGGUGAGUGAGGUCAUAUCUUUUAUUGGACCAACUUCUGUUUGGUGUGAGAGACAAGCUUCUAUGGGCCAUGUGGGGAAGAGCUUUGUGUGGCUUGAAGGCUUGUCUCUCACCAUCAGAAGUUGGUUCAAUAAAAGAUAUGACCUCCCCCACCUUGUCUCUCUAAUAUUAUGGGACUGACCCAGCUACAACAUAAGAUAAAUAAAGCAUUUGGAGGUGCUGGCUACCCACAGACUAGAUUCACUCAUGCAGGUGGGUACAAAUUGCUGGCUUAGGGGCCUGGGGCUAAAGCCAAAGCCUGAGCCCCAUUGCCUGGGAUCGAAGCCCAAGCCCUGGAUGACAGGCCUCAGGUUACAGGCCCCAUGCCUGGGGCUGAAGCCUUUGGGCUUUGGGUUUGUCUCCCCCCCCCCAAGGGUGGUUGGCUUGGGCUUUGGCUUUGCCCCUCCCUACCUGCACUCAAGGUGGCAGGGUCUGGGCGGGCUCAGGCUUUGGUCCAUCCUGCUGGGGCUAUGUAGUUAUUUUUGUUAGAAGUGGGUCAGGAAGCAACGAAGUUUGAGAACCCAUGAUCUAGUCUGACAUCCUGUAUACCACAGGCCACAGAACUCUGAAAGGGACAGAUUUUGACUGAAAGUUACUUGAUGUUUUUUGUUUUGAUUACACCCUCAUCUCUGCCAUCCUCUGCCUUCCCCAGCUCACACAGAGCAGCAAUAAUUAAAAAUUCAAUUUCUCUGAAUUCAUUGAUGGAAACAUCUGUCUAAGGGACUUGGCUACUGUAUUCACACUAACAAGGAGAAGGGACCACCAUCUAGAAAGUGUCUCCAUUAGACUCUCCCACUAAAAAUCAACCUUCAAAGUGUUACUUUGGGACAACACUGUGGUUUCUUGGUAAGUGAAUAAUGCUGAUUGGGGUCACUAGGUGUUAUGCAGGCAGCAAGGAGGUAGCAUGACCUAGUGUAUAAGGCAAUAAACCGAGAGUCAGGAGACCUGGGUGCUCUUCCUGACUCUGCCAUGGCAUCUAUCUGUUUCCCAGCUGCAGUGUAUGGCCUGGCUUUAUUUUUCUUCCACCUUUCCCCAUCUGUUUCUCAUGCUAUGUCUAUCCUAUAAAAUUAUGUUGGCCUAACCUAUGUUGGUACAUAGCUGCCACAAUUAUUAAAUCACUUGUGUGUGUGCACAGUUGGCUCCUUGUGUCGGCGGUGCGGUCCUCACCAGGAGCGCUUGUAUGGAUCUUAUUUUCAGUGUGGGAAGGCUCCUGAAAGCUGGUAAGUCGUUGUAAGCAAUGCAAUGUCUACACUGACACUCCAUCAACCUAAUAAUAUUGACCGUGACCCUACGCCUCUUGGAGAAGUGGUGGUGUUAAAUCAGCAUAGAGAGGCACUUUGACAGACAAGAGCCAGAUUUAGGUGAAUACACUUCCAUGGCUAGGUCAAUACAAGGCAGCUUACGUUGACCUAACCAUGCAGUGUAAACCAGGCCUUGGUCUAAUUUCUCCUGAUAUCUCAAGGUCCCUUUUCUUUGUUCUCUUCUGCCACGUUGUCCAGUCCCAUUAAUUCCUUUCUUCCUCACUUCUCCAUCUAAUCUCUUUUCUACCGCAUUGGCCCUUGCUCCUUCCUUAUUUUCUUCCCCACCCCUCUGUCUCUUCCAGGAAUCUCCUUUCCACUCGCUCUAUCACUGCUCCCCCUAAAUCCAUCCCAUUCCUCCCUUCUUCCCCAUCUCUGGUCACUGGCUGUUAGACAUCCCCACACCUGUCCCCUCCAGUAUCUGUCCCUGCCUGCCCCACCUGCUUGCUUGCUGGGUCCUGUAGGACAAUGCCCCUUUCAGCACAUUGGCUGCUGGAUGAUAACGCUGCUUCUCUCCUUGCUUCUGCGCUUUGGCUGUUGGCUGCCUUUCCCACACCUUGCACUUGCUGCCUUGUAUACACAGCCUGAGUGAUCCUCUGUUUGGUUCCCUCAGGGCAGUGUUGCCAAUUCUCACCAUUUUAUCAAAAGUCUCAGGAUAUUUGAGGUCCGUCUUUCUUGAAGCUGCAGCUCCUGGAGUCAUGUGACUACAUCAGCAUCUCCGCUUUCCUCUGAUUUUUAAAGAAAGUUUCUAGCUCUCAUGAUGGUGGAGAAAAGUUUGUAAGUGUGACCCAGGUGCACCUUUAAAGGCUUAGAAAUCACAGGGCAAAGAAAAAGAGCCCCAAAUGUAUUUUUAAAACAAAGCUGCUUAUUUUAAGCCAUUCUCAUGAUUAUAGGGGGACUGAUGAAUAUUUGAACAGCUGCAACUGGCAAAACAAAAGUAGAGCCUGUUUUCAGCUUUGGCAAGGUCAGCAACAGAGUGGUGGUAGAGGGAACAGGCCGCCAACAGCAGCUGAGGGCGUGGGGUGCCAAAUCUACAACUCACUGACUGGAUCUGACCCCCCAGCACCUUUCCCUCCACUCUGGAGCUCCCUUUGGAAUGAACAGAGGGAUCCAGCCUGCACCUGCCAGUGCCAGCCUCUUGCAACACAGCCUGGAAGAGCUGAAGCUUGAGUGGGUGGAGCUGAGGAGGGAGCUGGUGCCUGAUGGGCCACAGGCACCUGAGCCCCUCCCUGUCCAGGCUGCAAUGCUACAACACACAGCAUCCUGGGGCCCAGAGGAGGCUCCAUUCUCUCUUGCUCCUGCCUCACUUCUUGUCCGUGUUGCUUUAACGGGCUCCUAGAAGAGGGGAGAACUUCUUUCCUACCCCCUAGUGUCAGGAAAUGGCUGCUGCUUUCCCCUCCUAGGGAUGGAAACCAUUCACAAGGGAGAGCUUCACAAAGGGCAGAGGGGGAAAACAAUGUUGAGAAGGGGGAGAGGAUGCCCAAAAUGGGGCAAUGGUGUAGGGGAAAUUCACCAAAGGAAGAGGUGACUGGCUGUGGGGGAUGUGUAGAGGAGUGUGAUGGGGGGGGGAAGGGAGGGGUCUCAAAUGCAUUUAUUUGGUAAUGACUAGAGCUGGCCAAGAAACUGUUCUCCUGCCCUUUGAGAAUUUGAGAUUUAAAAAAAAACGCUCUAUCCUCAAUCUGGAGGAAAAGUCUCUCUCAUAUUUUUGCCAACUGAUCUGAUCUGAAAUUUUGGGGCAGAUUUUCAAUCAAAAUAUUCGGUAUCAAUUUUGAUCUUUUAAUUUUUUUCCUUUUUGCUAUAAAUUAACUUCAGCUUAAAAAUAAAGUCAUUUUGACCUGAAAAACAGAACUCUUUUUUGUUUUGGAAAUGUCAAAACAUUGUUUCGGGCAGUUUUGAAUUACAAAAUAUUUUAGAAUAUCUUAGAGAUUUGUUGAAGCGGGCCUUUUCCCAUGAACGGUUUUAGUUUUGGUGCAUUCACAUUUUCUGAUGGGGGAAAAAAUGUUUGGCUGAAAAAUUCCCAACCAUCUCUAGUUACUAAGUCCUUAAUUGUCUUUAGCUGUAGGGUUUAACUCUGGUACUCACGGACAUGCACUCUACAGCCAGGCAAGGCUGCACAGUGCCUCUUGUCAGCGAAUUCCUUACUUCUUCCCCCAGGGUUCGUGACUGAUACUGGUUAACUUGACCCUCAUCUCAGAACUCACUUGUCAUCCCUGUGUUAGGGGGGAGACUUAGCAAGAGAGAUGAGGUGACAAUUAGUUUUGUUGCCACCUUGGUAUCUCUGUCUGUCUGUCUGCUAGCUGCCUCACACAGUUCUGUUCUAUAGAGGUUCUUAUAUUGUGAUCAUCGAUGUAGCAUCUGAGUGCCUUCCAGUACUCUCUUAAGCAAUGAGACUAACUUCUGUGAUGCGAUUUGUUCUCUCACCCUCUCCCUAGGAGGAAUGAGUUGGACAGUGGGCUUGCCUAAUAGAGCCAGACUUUGGUCCAAAUUCUCUGCUGGUGUAAAUUGGUGCGCCUCAGUGCCAAUUUGCAAUAGCAGAGAAUUUGGCCCUUUGAGAUCACCUGAGCUCUUGCUCAUCUUGGGUUCUGAGCUGCACUGAAUCUGCGUCUAUAAAGCAUAUGCAGUUAGACACACCAAUGAUAUUGCAUUAAUAGAAAGUACUUGCAUUUAAUAUGAAGGUUGGGAAGUCAACAAAAGACUGGAGUUUCCAAAACUGCCCACAUGAACUCUGCCAUGUGGCAUCACAAGAAGUAUUUUCUGUACCUGUUGUCCUUUUUUAAAAUGUAGACAGUAAUGUAUUGUUUAAUCAUACAUGUCUUGCAUUCUCAACCAAGGGGAUGCAAACAGAUGUCAGGGGGUCACAAGCACCCCAUAUUGCUAAAUUGUAACACCUGGAGGAACUAUGACAGCCUGGCUUUCUGGUACAGAAAAGGGGAAUCUGAUAUGGAAAAAGUAAAUAUUUGGUAUACACCAAGAACAUACAGUACCUAGGAUAUGCUAUUUGGGAAGUUUAAACCCUUGGGACUGACUCCACCAUGUGUUAAUGUCCAGGUUGCCAACACCACGGGGGAGCACAAAUCCAACCAAGAAACAAUGUUUUCAUUGAAAUAAAAUUAUGAAAUCAUUUCAUUUGUAAAUUUACUUUUGCAAAGAUUUUAGGCACCAGUGACCCAUCACUGACCCCUUUAAGCUUGUUCCCUAGUAUGAGUAAGAAAGUAAAGAAAGAAAAUACAAUGCAGCAGCAUCAGUUAAUCUGAGUGUCUCAUGGUUUCAGUUAGAGGAAUCCAGGCCCAUGCAAUAGCCAGUUGUAAUAUGCAUAACAGGCUUCUAUAUUCCUUCUAAUUGUUAAAAUGAAAGACUUAAAAUUUGUCCUGCUCUAUAACUAGUGCUCUUGGGUAAUAUGAUAACACAAACCAUCACUUUGACUUCAAUGGGAUCAAGCCCAGUGAGCCAGUGUCAAAGGUAUUUAGGCACUCAAAGAUGCCUAGUGAGAUGUUUUACAACAAUACCUGGCCCAGCGCUGUGAAUUAAGGAUGAAGUGAAUGCUAUUUCUCUUGGUGGUGUUGAGUGUAGCUCAGAGCUUUUAAUGUCACAGUAACUGUUUUUAACUUGAGUUGACUGGUGUAAAGUCCUGAAACCCUUCAAAGGUCACUGUGGCUAGUCAUAGUUCCUCCAGGUGGUACAAACAGUUUUGUAACAGCAACGGUUCCCCAGGAAUAGGUCGUUUCCCAUUGGAGUAUAGUCAGAGUACAGUUUAGACAGUGAAUAGUUAAGUAACAGAGUCAGGGUCAUUACAUAAGCUGCCGUCUCUCUCGAAAUGCCAGGUGUCACUUUCAGAAUCCAAUGAUGUUCUCCGUAGUCUUCUCUGUGUGUUUUCCUUAUCGGUUUAAACCAGAAUAGAAUCUCAUUUUUAUGAACUGGUGUGUGACUGAGAAAUGUAAGUGAAGCGUGGUUUGUGGACAAUACCAGCUGAGAUUAUGAACCUGAUCAUAUUACAUUGUAUUUGUACAUUUUUAUUGUCACAGACUUCAUAUAUAUGAGAGUUGGGUGGUUGGAUUUUAAAAAACUGAAAUAAAGUAUAUUGGAAAUCUUUGCACAUCUUUUAAGAUAUUAAACUAUUAUUUCAUUGCUUCAA
Gopherus flavomarginatus (Mexican gopher tortoise) is the source of this 16884-nucleotide messenger RNA. It is a transcript of the gene FDXR, whose product is annotated as ferredoxin reductase. Gene Ontology annotation, cellular component: mitochondrion. The record is from RefSeq and is a predicted model, not a curated record. The transcript has 12 exons. The coding region runs from base 66 to 1529 and encodes 487 amino acids. Lineage: Eukaryota; Metazoa; Chordata; Testudines; Testudinidae. Gene Ontology annotation, biological process: ubiquinone biosynthetic process.